Molecule: messenger RNA, 1137 nt
Organism: Strongylocentrotus purpuratus (purple sea urchin)
Lineage: Eukaryota; Metazoa; Echinodermata; Echinoidea; Camarodonta; Strongylocentrotidae
Exons: 7
Coding region: 1-1137 (378 amino acids)
Source: RefSeq, a predicted model, not a curated record
AUGGGUUGUCUCUGCGAAUUCUACAGGAGGAUGAAACCUCAAGACUCUCAGAAUAGCAACCAGAAAGCAGAGACAGCAUUAGCAUUGUUCGCUCUUCUUCGUAGAGGGUACAGAGAUGGUAUAUCAGCAAAGGCCUUUUUGGAAGAGCUUGGGCGAAUCGUAGUUGAUGAUCGAGUAGGCGAGCAAAAAGAGGCUGAAGCUGUCACUAACAAGAUUCCAGAGCUGGGAUCUGAAGCUCAUGUCAGCAACAAAGUUCCGCUGCAAGCAUCAAGAGACACCAACAAUGGAAACAAGGCUAGGGACAAAGUCAGUGAGCUAGAUAGCAGAGCCAUGGAAGAUCAUUGCUCUACAUAUGGAGCAACCACCUAUCAUGAAGAUCAAGAUAGUAAGCAAAAAGAGGCUGUCACUGACAAGAUUCCAGAGCUGGGAUCUGAAGCUCAUGUCAGCAACAAAGUUCCGCUGCAAGCAUCAAGAGACACCAACAAUGGAAACAAGUCUAGGGACAAAGUCAGCGAGCUAGAUAGCAGAGCCAUGGAAGAUCUUUGCUCUACAGAUGGAGCAACCAUUCAUCAUGAAGAUCGAGUUAGCGAGCAAAAAGGGGCAGGAGAUGUCACUAACAAGAUUCCAGAGCUGGGAUCUGCAGUUGUCAGCAACCAAGUUCCGGUGCCAGCAUCAGCAGGAGCUACAAACAACGAAGGUCCACGAAACGAGUCUAGGGACACAACCGGCGAGCUAGAUAGUAGAGAGAUGGAAGAUGGCUACUCUACAGACGGAGCAUCCAUUCAUGAGACGCUCUUGGCAGAUCGAGUUAGCGAGCAAAAAGGGGCUGGAGCUGUCACUAACAAGAUUCCAGAGCAAGUACCUGAAGCUCAUGUCAGCAACAAAGUACCGCUGCAAGCAUCAAGAGACACCAACAAUGGAAACAAGGCUAGGGACAAAGUCAGCGAGCUAGAUAGCAGAGCCAUGGAAGAUCAUUGCUCUACAGAUGGAGCAACCACCCAUGCAGGUAUGUCCUUGUCAAGCAAGGCAUCCAACGAUGCGCUGGUCAGACCCAUCUUUGAGUACGCCAGUAGUUCAUGGGACGGGACAUCCUUCUCAUCGAAUCGAUACAACGGAAGACCGCCUGAUUCUGAAUGA